Mugil cephalus (flathead mullet) is the source of this 1796-nucleotide messenger RNA. RefSeq names its product neuritin 1-like b (gene nrn1lb). Gene Ontology annotation, cellular component: plasma membrane. The coding region runs from base 186 to 692 and encodes 168 amino acids. Gene Ontology annotation, biological process: nervous system development; neuron projection extension. NCBI's taxonomy places the organism in Eukaryota, Metazoa, Chordata, Actinopteri, Mugiliformes, Mugilidae. The transcript is spliced from 3 exons. The record is from RefSeq and is a predicted model, not a curated record.
UCACUGUUAAUCCAGCUGGGUUGUGCCUCUGUGCAUUGCUGUACUUUUGCAAUCCGAUGAAUUCCCAACGGAUGGCAGGAAACGUCCCAUUUUAAAGCAGCAACUUCACACUCUUCAAACCUACAGCCAGUGGGAGUUUGUUCAGUGGUAGCGCUCAGAUACAGGAGACUCCGCUGGGCUGAACGAUGAAGCCCCAUCCAGGCGCUGCGUUCGCGCUGCUCUCCAUCGCUCUCUGUCUCAGUCUGGUCCCCGAGUGUUUCGGAGCUGCCAUCCCUAUUUCAUGUGGUUCCAUCUACAAGAGUUUUGCUCAGUGUCUACUCACACUUGGGGAUAGUUUGGUGGAAACACAAAAAGACCAGAGUACACAGGACAUCGAUGCAAUCUGCAGGUCCUGGAAUGCGUUUCACGUUUGCGCCAACUCAGCUCUGGUCGGCUGUCCAGGAGAAGCGGCAGCGGUCUGGGAGUCUCUAAGACAAGAGUCCAGGAAGGCCCAGUUUUCUGGAAAUCUCUACGACAUGUGUGCCAGCCGCACAACUCUCCCACCCAUCACUGUGCCUGCGGCCCAGAGCCCUCCCACCUCUGACCAGACGAACCAGGAAACACUGAAAGGGCAAACGCACCAGCACAGCCCCUCCCGCAUCACGCUGUUGUUCCCUGUAUGCAGCAUGCUGCUGUUUCUGCUCAGGAGUUAGUUAACACACAAGAGUCCUUUAACGAGAGUGAAGAAAACUGGCCAGAGUCCAGCUCCCCCUAUAAUCCGAACACAUGAGGGUAAACGCUCCGUACACGUCAGGAUCAUCAUGAUCAUAUAUUGAUCCUAAAAUAAGGACUUUGGUUGAUGGAUCAAUAUGAAAUGUUUGACUCAUGGACACAGCAACAUUAUACUCACAUCUUCAGAUUCUUGUAGGCCUUGCUCUCAGAAAGAAGAUGACAAAGAAGCUGCGCAAUUGGGACAUGAGAACUUAGAUCAAGCUUAAUGUUAGCUGUUUACUUUAGUGGGUUGUGAUUAAGUUCACAAAAUAUUAUAAUAUGUGGGCUAAAGUGACAGUCAGAUAAGAAAAAAUAAAUAAAAAACUCACGAGGUCUCUUAGGUGAAUAAAAAACCUCAUAUAUUUUUUGAAAACACUGUUUUAUUUUACCACAUCUGCAGUACAUCAGUGAUGACAGUUGAUUUUAUAACAAAGGGGAUUUGAGGGGAUGUUGUAACGCCAGGUGUUCAGCUGUGCUUGUGAUCCAAUCAGGUGUGAUCCAGAGGAGAGUAUUAUUAGUGCGUGCAGAGCGGUGUUUCAGAGCAGUCACGCUGUUUGGCCGGUUUAACUACAGAAAAUGAGAUUUAUGUCAAGGAGGACUCUGGUGCGUUGCCAAAUUAUUAUCAUUUGUAUAAAGCGGAGUCUUUUCAGUUGAACACGUUUAAUAAUUUGAUGUGUCCCCUGAUCAUGAGACGGCACGGCCCCCAUCAAAGGGUAGACACAACCAGGAACACACACAUCUCAAUGCAGCACAAAAUAAAUACUUGCCAGAAUGAAGAAUAGAGGAAAGAGGAAGUGUCCCAAGUGUUACAAAAGUUUCAUCCUUGUAAAUAAGCAGUUGCUGUUAUUUGUUUUAUUGUUGUAUAAUUUAAAAAAAAAAAAAAAAACUCAUUCAUGGCACUGCUUUUAUAUUGGCUGGUUUUCUCAUGACCAGUGUGUAUUGUUUUGUAAUUCUGCACUAUUCUAAUGUUUCAGAGUGACACUUUGUUUCAGAUUUUUAGCUCCGCUCACAGUUUAAAUUAAAGGUUCAUUGACAGAUGCAAUGCA